Messenger RNA from Phalaenopsis equestris, 957 nucleotides. RefSeq lists its product as uncharacterized. The coding region runs from base 250 to 864 and encodes 204 amino acids. NCBI's taxonomy places the organism in Eukaryota, Viridiplantae, Streptophyta, Magnoliopsida, Asparagales, Orchidaceae. The transcript is spliced from 3 exons. Gene Ontology annotation, molecular function: RNA binding. The record is from RefSeq and is a predicted model, not a curated record.
UCCUUUUUGCUGUAUUGAAUAUAAUACCAAGAGAGGUUCUGUUGAAAUCAUCAUUUAUCCACAAACAUCUGUAAAUCGCAGUUUCCUGCAAAUCAAUCUGUUGUAAAAAAAAUACUUUUUGACCCGCGACAUAGUUCCUUCUGCCCUAGCGUCCGCCCACCGCUACGCUCCUUCUCUCGCGAAGACCCCUGCACCUCUUCUUCCUCAACCAAAAAAAGACCGAAACCAGAUAUAGUUGUGAACAAGAAAAUGUCGAAUAAUUUUGAGCAGGCUAGGAAGGAAUUUACUGAAUUUCAGGAGAAGGUGAAGAGGUCCGUGCUCCUUUCCAAUCUUUCUCCUGAGGUUACAGCAGCUGUGUUAAAAAUGGCUCUUGAACAAUUUGGGAAUGUUGUCAAUGUAGAGUUCAUUCCAAACUUGACAAUCCCUUAUGACAUGCCGCAAUGUGCUUUGGUAGAAAUGGAGGACUCUGAGAAGGCAAUUAAAGUUGUCAAAACAAUGAAGGACUUCCCUUUCAUGAUUUCAGGGAUGCCUCGUCCUGUCAGUGCUUAUGCUGCAAAAGCUGAGAUGUUUUCUGAUCGCCCAGCUCAGCCUGGUAGGAAGAUAAACUUCCGCUGGGUUGACAAGUCUAGUCCUGACUUUGAGGUCGGUGAGAGGCUUAAGAGGUUAUGCAGUAGGCAUGGCAAAGAAUCUCUAGCGCUGGUUCAGCUCCAACUGGAAGAAGAAGAGAAGCUUGGGAAGCAGCAGGAGGAUAUGGUAACGUCCAACUACAAAAAGCAUGAGAUGAUAGAACUAUUAUUGCUUGAUGGCAUUGCGGCAAAGUUAGCACAUCGUUAUGGGAUUGAUUUAUCUGAGGAGUUAAUAUAACACAUCGCUGUGAAAGGCAUACAAACUGUAAAGUUGCAGCUCAAGGUUGUAAAUAUGCCACCUUGACGAGGAUAUUUAGUUCUAUGUUUUGGC